GUGACACUGGUUUGCUGUUUGCUAACAACAAUGAGAAGGAGUAGCAAUUUAAACGGUGCUAACACAUUUUGCUAAGCUUUUUCAAGGUUGAUACCUUCCCUCUGUCAGGACUGGAUGCAGAGACCGCUCGUUUUAUUAUCUAAAAAGACUGUCUCUGCCGGCUUUCAGCCUCUUGGCACACUUGUCAGGUGUCAGCCAUUCUGGAAAGGGUCUAGAAACCUCUCUGUCCCUUCAUGCUUUAAACAAAUACCCCCAACUGUUCAUGCAUUUAACAUUUCCCGGCAAAACCACAACUUUUCCUUAGUAUCCGGAGUCCUGCGAAAAGAUUCUUCCCGUCUUUCUUUGCAACAACUUUUCUCCGAGAUGGCAGACCAGAAGUUCAUCGUGGAGUACGCCAAACGUGGCACUGCAGGAUGUAAGAAGUGCAAGGAGAAGAUUAUGAAGGGGAUAGUGCGCAUCGGGAAGGUCGUUCCAAACCCCUUCAGCGAGUCUGCAGGAGAAAUGAAGGAGUGGUAUCACUCCAAGUGUAUCUUUGAGAAGAUGGAGAAAGCCAGAGCCACCACCAAGAAGAUCGAGGACAUCACAGACCUGGAGGGCUGGGAGGAGCUGCAGGACGAGGACAAGGAGGCCAUCAACAAACAUCUCUCAGGUACCAGGGUGUCCACGGGGUUUUAA
This is a messenger RNA of Notothenia coriiceps (black rockcod), 675 nucleotides long. Its product is annotated as DNA ligase 3-like. Gene Ontology annotation, molecular function: zinc ion binding; DNA binding; DNA ligase (ATP) activity. Gene Ontology annotation, biological process: lagging strand elongation; double-strand break repair. The coding region runs from base 115 to 675 and encodes 186 amino acids. The record is from RefSeq and is a predicted model, not a curated record. NCBI's taxonomy places the organism in Eukaryota, Metazoa, Chordata, Actinopteri, Perciformes, Nototheniidae. Gene Ontology annotation, cellular component: nucleus; DNA ligase III-XRCC1 complex. The transcript is spliced from 2 exons.